This is a messenger RNA of Apis dorsata (giant honeybee), 2166 nucleotides long. Its product is annotated as QRFP-like peptide receptor. The record is from RefSeq and is a predicted model, not a curated record. Gene Ontology annotation, biological process: G protein-coupled receptor signaling pathway. Gene Ontology annotation, cellular component: plasma membrane. The transcript has 10 exons. Bases 452 to 1627 code for a protein of 391 amino acids. Gene Ontology annotation, molecular function: peptide binding; neuropeptide Y receptor activity. Lineage: Eukaryota; Metazoa; Arthropoda; Insecta; Hymenoptera; Apidae.
UCGUCCGGCUUUCAGUUUAUAGAUACCGUUCUGUGAAGUAACAUCGUGACGUGUGAAUUGAAUUUCAAACUUUUUUUUUUGUGCUUUUUGAACAAUAAGUGAUACAAUCAGUGAAUAAUUUUAAACUAUGACAACUACACGACAUCAUAGAACAUGGUUUAACUACGUUUUUCGCAGUAUUUUUUAAGGGGGCGAGAGUGUGGCAACGCAACGACGUGGUGGCGCGUAAAAACGGUGGCAAGGGAAGCAUGCGAAGAAAAGAGGGCGGAGGAAGAUUUGUGGUCGCGGGGGAAAGGAAGGGUUCCCAAGGAAUCGCGUUAGAGGAAGGGAGGUCGUCGAAAAUUGUCGAUGCAGUUGGUCGAAGCGUGUGAGAGGCGGCCAGGAUGGAAAACGGGGUGGUGAACGGUGGACAAGUUGCUUCUCAAGUGUCGUUAAGAAGUUAAUCUCAGCCAUGCCGAACGAGACAAAUGCCACGGACGAUUUUAUCGAUUACGAUAUCAACGACUCGUUGAGCCACUUCGAUUGGGCGGAACUGGGGCCUGUCCUCGUCGUCUACUCCCUCACGUUUUUCCUCGGAUUAAUCGGAAACGUCGUCAUCAUUGGUUCAACACUGUGCCCCAGACUGAGACCUUUACCAGCGACACCGACCAACGUCUUUCUAGGUGGUUUGGCAACUGCCGAUCUUUUGCUUAUACUCUUUUGCAUUCCCGUGAAGGUGGCGAAGCUGUUCUCGUACACGUGGACUAUGGGCCUGUUUCUAUGCAAGUCGGUCCACUAUAUGCAGAGCGUCUCGGCUAUUUGCUCGGUCGUCACGUUAACCGCAAUGUCGAUCGAAAGAUAUUACGCCAUAGUUCACCCUAUGCGGGCCCAGUACACGUGCACGAUAAGCCAGGCUCGCAAAAUAGUAAUUACAACUUGGGUGGCGUCCUUCCUUCUUGGUAUACCAAUGAUCUUCACGCAGACACACAAGGAAGUCGGAUUGAGGGUAAUCGCUUAUUGGUGCGUUCGUGAUUCGGAAGGUGGACUUUUAUGGCGCGCCCACGAGGUUUAUAUGCUGGUGUUGGUCCUGGUGUUACCCCUAGCCGUGAUGGCGUAUUGUUACACGGCUAUUUGCUGGGAGAUUUGGCGAGUCAUGAAACGCCGAUACCACAUGACAUCGCGCCGCGUAUUGAAUCCAAGUAACGUGGACGCAGAAUCCAUACCCAUGACACAGAGGAAUAGCGUGCGAAACAAUAAUCGUCGUUCUCAACGAGAGGACAGUCAAACAGAAGAAGAAUCUCGUACGAUAAGACAGGUGGUGAAGAUGUUGGUGGCCGUGGUGGUGUUGUUCGUCAUUUGCUGGGGUCCAAUUCUCGUGGAUAACAUGCUAACAGCUUAUGGAUACCUGCCACGCGUAAAAGUUGGCACGUACAAGCAUCUUAACACCGCUUUUCAGCUGAUGGCUUAUUUUAACAGUUGCAUAAAUCCAAUCGUUUAUGGGUUUAUGUCGAAACACUUCAGGGAGAGUUUCUUGGCCGCUGCCUGCGGCAGCUGGUGGAUCUGUUGUCCCCGGAGAGGGUACAGGGCGCCGGUGAAGAGGCAUCCGAGCCUAAGCCAGACAAGGACGACCAGUAUAAGAUGGACUUGAUUAUUUCGUCAUGCCCGGCCCACGUCGAGGCACUUGUUUCACAGGUAAAAACUGGCCGGCCAUUGAACCAUGCCAGAAGAGGCUAGAAAGAGGAAGAAACCGUUCCUAAUGAGAAAGACGAUGCUACUUCGAGCUUAUCGUUAUUGUUGAAUAAUCAAUUUAAAUUUCGAAACGAUUUUUCACCAUUUUUUCGCCAAAUCUCGUAUUCCUCAAGCUGAUGUAAAUAUUGAAUACUCAUAUUUGAAGAUAUAUAGAUAGAAUUUUGAAAUAUGGAUCUGGAAUAUUGAAAGAACGAAACUUUCAAGAUCUAAUAUAAUUCGAUAUUUAAAAAUCAUUUACGAAUCGGGAAAAAUCUUUUUCAAUCGUCGAUAUUUUUAAGUGAUCGCGAUGAAAAAGGGGAGAAACAUUGCGAAGCUUGAAUAGGGUAAACUCUUUCUCAAAUCUCUGAUUAAUUGUAAAGCAAUGUAAUCUAUGUGUCUAUUUAUUUGUACAUACAUAAAUAUGUAUAUAAUAUUUUUCAUUAUUCAUAAAACUGCAUG